CAUGUAGAUACAUGUGUGUGAAGUGAUCCUGCAUGUUUUUUGUUGUUGUUUUUUUCGAUAGCAAUAACACCAGCGCUGGUUUAUACAUAUAUAGUUUUAGUAUUUUACCGGAUUUUAUAAUUCCCAGACACAACAAUCAUGGCUGCAAGUUGUCGCAGACCCGAGCACAUGGCCCCUCCGGAGGUGUUCUACAAUGAGGAAGAGGCAAAGAAGUACUCUCAAAACUCUCGGAUGAUCGAGAUCCAGACUCAGAUGUCGGAGAGAGCGGUGGAGCUGCUGAACUUGCCAGACGAUCAGCCUUGCUAUUUACUUGAUGUAGGCUGUGGCUCUGGACUCAGUGGAGAUUAUUUAUCAGAAGAAGGUCAUUACUGGGUUGGUGUGGACAUCAGCACGGCCAUGUUGAAUGUUGCCUUGGACAGGGAGGUGGACGGAGAUCUCGUAGUAGGAGACAUGGGACAAGGAAUACCUUUCAGACCAGGGACUUUCGACGGCUGUAUCAGUAUCUCCGCUCUGCAGUGGCUGUGUAACGCGGAUAAGAAGACACACAGUCCUCCUAAGAGACUCCACACCUUCUUCAGCACACUCUACUCCUCUCUGACGAGAGGUGCCCGUGCCGUUUUCCAGAUUUAUCCGGAAAAUUCCGAACAGCUGGAGUUGAUCACAGCCCAGGCCAUGAGGGCAGGCUUCACCGGAGGCAUCGUGGUCGACUACCCCAACAGCAGCAAAGCCAAAAAGUUCUUCCUUUGCCUGUUCGCUGGCGUGUCUGGUGUCUUGCCCAAGGGCUUAGGGACGGAGACCGUUGAGAGAAAUGUUUCAAAUCAGGCGCAGUUCACAGGACAGAGAUCUCGCUUCAAAAACUUGAAAGGCAAGUCCCUGAAAAAGAGCAAGGACUGGGUCAAGGAGAAGAAGGAGAGGAGGCGAAGGCAGGGCAAGGAGGUGAGAGCAGAUACGAAAUACACAGGCCGCAACAGGAGACCUCGCUUCUGAAGGCUGUCGUGGCCGAUGGUUUCCAUCAGGCUUUGUCUUUGCCUGCUCAGAUGGACAUUACAAACUAAACAAGAUGCCCGACGAUGUGGACUUGAGCAGGGUGGAUUAUUCUCUUUUCUGAACAGGCGAAACGGAUGGGAGACAUGACUGCCGUGGGAAUAUGACAUGGUUAUACAGAGCAAAAUAUUACUUACUCACUGUGCUUAAACAAAACUCUGUUAUUAAAUAAAAUUGCCUUCAGUAUUUAUAUUGGAAUACUAUUAAAAGGAUAAUGCAAGGCAAAAUGCUUAAUGGAUGCUAAUUAUCAAUGAUUACUGAUCAGAGUUUGUGUAGCGUUUUUGAGUGAAUGUGAUUAAAUUGCAUUUUUUUUUUUUUCAGAUU
Molecule: messenger RNA, 1368 nt
Organism: Clarias gariepinus (North African catfish)
Lineage: Eukaryota; Metazoa; Chordata; Actinopteri; Siluriformes; Clariidae
Gene: bud23
Product: BUD23 rRNA methyltransferase and ribosome maturation factor
Exons: 12
Coding region: 139-987 (282 amino acids)
Biological process (GO): rRNA (guanine-N7)-methylation
Cellular component (GO): nucleolus
Molecular function (GO): rRNA (guanine) methyltransferase activity
Source: RefSeq, a predicted model, not a curated record